Lasiodiplodia theobromae is the source of this 3054-nucleotide messenger RNA. Its product is annotated as P-loop containing nucleoside triphosphate hydrolase. NCBI's taxonomy places the organism in Eukaryota, Fungi, Ascomycota, Dothideomycetes, Botryosphaeriales, Botryosphaeriaceae. Bases 1 to 3054 code for a protein of 1017 amino acids. The transcript has a single exon. The record is from RefSeq and is a predicted model, not a curated record.
AUGGCUGACCCUCUCACGGCUCUAGGCAUCGCCGGAAAUGUGGUUCAAUUCAUCAGCUUUGCAGGCGAGCUCAUCGACAGAACUCGGGAAAUAGCCAACUCCCAAGAUGGAGCUCUCGUCAAGCAUACCGAGCUCGAGACCAUCACCACUAGUAUUUUGGCAUUCAACGAUCUGAUCACGUACACGUCAACUCGAUAUCGGAAAGAAAAGGGAAAACCCCAGAAAGAUUCACUAUCGCCACAAGAACUCCAUGAAGAAAAUCUCAUCGAACUCGAUGAACAGCUGUCAUUGCUUUGUGCCGACUGCAACAGUCUUGCACAACAACUCCUAGCUGCCAUCGCGGACCUUAAAAGGCAGGGCUCAUUCAAACAGUGGAACACGUUCCGCCAAGCUCUCCGGUCUGUUUGGAAGGAGGACAAUAUUGCGGACUUGUCCCAACGCCUCGACGCUUAUCGCACUCAGAUAGGCAUGAUCGCCAUUGCCUCCCUUACCGAGCACGUUCAGUAUAAUAACAUCACAUUCCGUGAAAACCUUGAUCAGUCAAUUUCUCGGCUAGAAGAAAGGAAUCAGCAUUCCCAAAUGCAGCUUUUCGAAAACAUCAGGCAGCACAUGGAUCGGAUCCAGGAGCAGGGAGACAGUGACCAACUGGCGUCCAUCAUCUCCGAGACCACCAAAAGGCAAAGAGAGGAGGUUAUACAACGCAAAAUCAUGGAAAAAUUGAAGUUUCACGAUAUGCGCGACCGUCAUUUGCAGAUAUCAGAGGCGCACGAGAAGACAUAUCAAUGGGUCUUCCACGAUCUUGGAGAAGCCGAUCAAUCUUCCUAUACAGGGGUGGAGGUUGGAGCGACAGCAGAAGCUAUGUCGCAUGUAGCGCGGGAGCGUGAUAUCGAUGCCCCAUCCGAAACUUCUCUAACGGUUACCGAUAACGCGGACGGAACCCAAGCUGAUGACAGCGAUUCUGAAUCGGACGACCCUGGUGGUUGGUGGGACCAACUUCCUGCAAGACAACUCGAGAACCAAAACUCUCGGCCCGCAACCUGGGACAGUUAUCGUAUCUGGCUGGAAAAUUCGGGGCCGCUUUAUUGGAUCACGGGAAAACCAGGCUCCGGAAAGUCGACCCUCAUGAAGCUUCUAUACGAUGACGCUCAUCUUUCGAAAUACCUCCAAUCUUGGACCGGUGACCAUUCACUCCGUAAAGCUGGCUUUUUCUUUUGGAAUGCCGGUACAACCAUGCAAAUGUCCAAGGACGGUAUGCUGAGAACGUUGCUAUACGAAGCCAUCGGCGGCUGUCUUGACCUCAUUCCCGUACUGUUUCCUGAUAGGUGGACAUACAGCACCUUGUUCGGCUUUCAAACCCGAGAUUGGUCUGCCAGUGAACUUGAGCAGGCUCUCAUAACACUAGUAUCGGAUAGCUCCGUCAAACACUUCUUCAUGAUUGAUGGUCUCGAUGAGUUUACCGGAGAGCCAAGGGAUCUAGUGAGCUUCAUCCUCCAGUGUUGUGCGGGCAGGUCAAACGUCAAAAUUUGUGUCGCCAGCCGGCCCUGGAUCCCAUUCGAGAGCGGUUUCAAGCACUUCCCCCGCCUUCACAUGGAGAAUAUGACGGCUUCUGACAUAGCAUUGUAUGUCACGGACAGAUUCUACGAGAAUGAUGUGUUCAAAGACCGGAUGGAAAUGAAAGAUCAGGUGCGAGCGUGUCAAAAGCUUCUCGGGAACAUUACGAGAAGAGCAAAAGGCGUCUUCCUCUGGGUCAAGCUUGUGACGAAUUUGCUUCUCCAUAAAUUGGAAAAUGGUGGGUCCAUCGAAGAGCUGCAUGCAGCACUCAGCAAAUACCCUCCUGGACUUAACAACCUCUUCGAUGGGAUUUGGGCCCAGAUCCGAGAGAGUGAAUACUUUGAGGAGUCUGCAGGAAUAUUCCGGAGAACUCAGACUGCAAAAAAUCCAGUGCCACUGUUGGUUCUCCUGUACGCGGAAGAAGGCCCGGAAAAAGCACUGGAUGACAACAUCUGCUGCCUCUCUGUUGAGGCAGAUCACAACCUUGCCGACCAGAUGAGACGCCGGAUCAAAAGCCGAUGUGGUGGCUUUCUCGAAAGUCCAGCUUUCAAUGAACAGAAGACCUGGGCCAAAGUGGAAUACCUACACAGGACUGUGAAAGACUAUCUCCUCCAAGACCAAGUAUCCCAGUCACUCACUUCGGCAUCCAACACCACCAACAAUCAAAUUGUCUUGUCCCUCUGCACCGGUUUUCUACGCUGUAUCAAGAAAUUGGAUGGUUCCCAACCCACCUUCCUCCCGCGUUUCAAGUACCUCACUUCCAAUUGCCUCGACUUCUCAAAAAUCGUGGAGGAGGUCAAUAGUGAGAUAAAUCUCCGUAUUCUGCUCAAUCUCAACGAAGCAGCCGGCAGCUUCUUUCGAGGAGGAGCUGCUAAUGCCGAGAAGUGGAUUAAAGAAGUACAGAAAAAUGCUCCAUACGCCUUGAAGCCUGACUGGACAAACCUGUGCACCAUGGCUACUGGUUCUUCCAGUUUCCUGGAGUUUGCACUUCAACAAGGGUUCUAUUCAUACGUCGAGCACACUCUGAAACAGCAAUACCACUCCGGAAUGUACGACCAAUCUCGCCUAUCAAACUUUCUUGUGAUUGCCCUUGACCACGACAGGAUCGAUAUCAAGUUUUUUUCAGUCGCACUUCAGUAUGGGGCUGAUCCAAACGUUCCAGCGGACGGCUACGAGUCCAGUCGUGUACCAUGGUAUCAUCUGCUCUACCUAUUGUCAGUAACAGGACAGGAGAUGAUGGCGAGUUCACACGGGGAAGAUGGCCUCGAUUUAUCCACCUGCAAAAGAUUAGGUACUAUCGCAGAGUUAUUCCUGGACCAUGGCGCUGAUCCGUCCAUUCGAGCGAUUAAGACGGAUGCUAUUGACAUCAUCAAAUCCACUGUUGGGCAGGCCGAUGCAGUUCUUGCCAGUCGAUUGGUUUCGAAGCUGGAAGCACAUCGAAAGCUGAAGCCCCGGAGAAGAAAGCGGGAUAGUCUUUUGUUUUGGAGGAAGGCAAAGACCUGA